This is a messenger RNA of Eremothecium gossypii ATCC 10895, 1257 nucleotides long. RefSeq names its product protein translocase subunit TIM44 (gene TIM44). The record is from RefSeq and is marked provisional. Gene Ontology annotation, biological process: protein import into mitochondrial matrix. The coding region runs from base 1 to 1257 and encodes 418 amino acids. Lineage: Eukaryota; Fungi; Ascomycota; Saccharomycetes; Saccharomycetales; Saccharomycetaceae. Gene Ontology annotation, molecular function: protein-folding chaperone binding. The transcript has a single exon. Gene Ontology annotation, cellular component: mitochondrial inner membrane.
AUGCAUAGGUACAGCGCAGUGAAACAAGCUCAAAAAUCUCAACCGCAGCGUGUGCUGGCUGCCCGGGGGUUCUCGGCUACCCGAUGGGCCGGAAAUGGCCCGAAGUCACCGCUGCAGGUGUUCCGGGAGACAUUCAAGGAGGAGUGGAAGAAGUCGCAGGAGCUGCAGGACAACAUCAAGGCGCUGCAGGACGCAGGUGGCCGACUGGGCGAAUCCGACGCAUACAAAAAGGCGCGUGAGGCCUACCUCAAGGCGCAGAAGGGCUCGACCAUCGUGGGCAAAACGCUGAAGCGGACCGGCGAGACGCUGGAGCACAUCACGGUGCAGGCAUGGGAGUCGGAGAUCGGCAAAACCACACGGAAGACGGUUAGCAAGACCGCGCAGAAGCUGGACGAGAGCUUCGAGCCCGUCCGGCAGACGAAGGUGUACAAGGACAUGAGCGAGAUCAUCGACGAUGGCGAGUCCUCGAGGUAUGGAGGGUUCAUGGAGAAGGAGCGGCGGCGCGAGAAGCGCGAGCGCGACCUGGCCACCGGCAAGCGCGCGACGCCCGUGCGCAGCAACGAGGAGGCCGGCUCGGCGCUCGUGGCCACAGACAAGGAGGCCUCGGAGUCUCUCGGCAAGAAGAUCCAGGACUUCAAGGAGAAGACGGUCGUUGGCCGCAAGCUGCAUGAGAUAAAGGUGCGCCUGUGGGACGAGAACGAGAACCCGCUGAUCGGCCUGCUGCGCACGAUCAGCAACAAGGUCGGAGGCCUGUUCGCAGAGACGGAGUCCGCGCGCGUGUUUGCGCAGUUCAAGCUGCUCGACCCCACCUUCAACACCGAGGAGUUCACAAAGCAUCUGCGCGAGUAUAUCAUUCCCGAGGUAUUGGAGGCGUAUGUGAAAGGUGACGAGCAGGUCUUGAAGCAGUGGUUCAGCGAGGCCCCAUACAACGUCUACUCCGCGCAGCAGAAGCAGAUCCGCCAGCAGGAGCUCUUCGCCGACGGCCGCAUCCUCGACAUCCGCGGCGUCGAGAUCAUCAGCGCCAAGCUCCUCCCCCCCCAGGACGUGCCCGCAAUUGUCGUUGGCUGCCGCGCCCAGGAGAUCCACCUGUUCCGCAAGGCCACCACCGGCGAGAUCGCCGCAGGCCACGAGUCCAACAUCAUGCUCAGCUCCUACGCCAUGGUCUUGACGCGCGACCCGGAAAAAGUCGACGACAAAGAGACCGAGGGCUGGAAGAUCCUCGAGUUUGUGCGCGGCGGCUCCCGCUCAUUUACCUAA